Molecule: messenger RNA, 6626 nt
Organism: Acanthopagrus latus (yellowfin seabream)
Lineage: Eukaryota; Metazoa; Chordata; Actinopteri; Spariformes; Sparidae
Product: oxysterol-binding protein 1-like
Exons: 18
Coding region: 981-3356 (791 amino acids)
Cellular component (GO): intracellular membrane-bounded organelle; cytosol; membrane
Molecular function (GO): sterol binding
Source: RefSeq, a predicted model, not a curated record
UUUAUUUUAAUUUUAGCUAAUGCACAUUUCACGGUGUGAGGUUCAGAACAGGUCUGGUGGUGAUGAACAAUAGGAGGAAUUAAAUAUCCAAAAUGUUUAAAAAUGCACUUGUUAGUUAAGUUAAAUGUGGUUUACAGCAAAUUCAAAAUGACAGUAUAUAAAGCAAAUAAUAAAUUAAAGCACAAGUUUUCUUUAUGAGUAACAUCCACUUUCAUGGUUUCAUCCUUUUAAUACUAAGUAAAAUAAAACAUUAAAACAUUGUGUGUAAAAUAAGUAAGUAGGUGGUUUAUAGCUAUGCCUUUCAAAUUAGACAUAAAAUAAUUAUAUUAGUGAUGCUUUUAGUUUGUUUUUUUUACUGAGGACAAACUGAAGAGAAUAACAACUGAUAGAAUAUGCAUUUCAGGAAUGUUUACAUUUUACAUACAUGUUACAUUACUGCAAAAAUAGGGUGUAUUUGUUUUUGUUAAACAGAUGGCAGCCAUGUAGAGAUUAUUAAAAGGCCAUGCCAGUGGUGGGUGUCCCUCUCAGUUAAAUCUAAAAAUAUUAAAAUAAAUUGUGAAUAAACAUAAGCAAGCAUUUACUUUCUAUUGAACAUUACUGUUGAUAUUGUGGUACAGAUACUGUUUAGCCAUUUGCACAAACUUUCAGAUUAUCAAAUGCCAAUCAAAACUGGAAAUAUAUCUUCGCCAAAAAAUAAAUAAAUAAAGCAACUGUUUUGUUUCAGUACUUUCAUGUCGCAUCUCUUCAUCGGAACCAAUGCUGAUUACCAAGUGGCUCAACGACGGAUAUUUCUGUUGCACAACCUGUAGCAAAGUAGGCGUUCAUCCCAUAGGUCCACGGUUCAUCCACGAAAGUAGUUAGCAAAGCUAACACUUGCAAGCUAACAGCGCUACAUUGAAUACGCCAUGUACACCUCGAAUAGCUAAAGUCUCUCACGGCAAAGGCUCUAACUUCACCCAGUGAAAGCACAGGCUGUUGUGAUGUCGGAGCCUAAACCCCCCACUCCAACCCCGGGAGACACCUACAAGGGUUGGCUCUUCAAAUGGACCAACUACAUAAAAGGUUAUCAGAGACGCUGGUUCGUUCUGAGCAAUGGACUGCUGUCUUACUACAGGACCCAGGCAGAGAUGGGUCACACAUGCCGAGGCACCAUCAACCUGGCCACAGCCAACAUUGCUGUGGAGGACUCGUGCAAUUUUGUAAUUUCCAAUGGAGGGGCGCAGACCUACCACUUGAAGGCCAACUCAGAAGUAGAGCGCCAGCGAUGGAUCACAGCUCUGGAGCUCGCCAAGGCAAAGGCAGUCCGCAUGCAGGCUGAAUCUGAUGACUCGGGUGAUGAUUGUCCUGCAGUUCCCCCCACCUCAGGACAGGGUGGAGGCUGCCGUAACUCAGAAGUCCAGUCCACACUGCGAACGCUCAACAGCAAGGUGGAGGACCUCACCACCUGUAACGAUCUCAUUGUCAAGCAUGGGUCUGCCCUCCAAAGGUCUUUGUCAGAACUGGAAGGGAUUCGUGUCGGAGGGGACAUGGGGGAGAAGAUCAGACAAGUCACAGAGAGGGCCACGCUGUUCAGAAUCACCUCGAAUGCCAUGAUCAAUGCAUGUAGAGACUUCCUCUCCCUGGCCCAGAACCAUAGUAAACGCUGGCAGAAGGCCUUACAUGGGGAGAGAGACCAGAGGAUACGGCUGGAAGAGACUCUGGAGCAGCUGGCCAAGCAGCACAACCACUUGGAAAGAGCUUUCAGAGGAGCCACAGUCCUCCCCUCUUCAUUCAGUAAUCCAGCCUUGGGUAACAAAGGUGGUGUGUCGGGGAAAGGUGAUGCCAGUGAUGAGGAUGAUGACAAUGAGUUCUUUGAUGCUAUGGAAGACCCAGCAGAGUUUAUUACAGUCCCUGCUGACCCCAAGUAUCACAGGAGGUCUGGGAGCAAUGUCAGCGGGUUCAGCAGUGAGACUGGAAUGGAUGAUCAGUCAGUAAAUUUUGAUGAACUGUCGUUGGCAUCCAAUCCAGAGUCUCCUCAUCCCCUUGAGCUAGAGCCAGUUAGGCAAAGACGGACUCGUAUCCCAGACAAGCCCAACUAUUACCUCAACCUGUGGAGCAUCAUGAAGAACUGUAUUGGAAAGGAGCUCUCAAAGAUACCAAUGCCUGUGAAUUUCAACGAACCCCUCUCAAUGCUGCAGCGUCUGUCUGAAGACCUGGAGUAUUACGAGCUGCUUGAUAAGGCUGCUAAAUGUCAGAGCUCUCUGGAGCAGAUGUGUUAUGUGGCCGCGUUCACAGUCUCUUCAUACUCCACCACUGUCCACCGCACAGGGAAACCCUUCAAUCCUCUGCUGGGAGAAACCUUUGAGCUUGAUCGGCUAAGCGAGUGUGGCUACCGCUCCCUCUGUGAACAGGUGAGUCACCACCCACCUGCUGCAGCUCACCACGCCAUCUCAGAAAAGGGCUGGACUCUCAGACAAGAAAUCACCCUGGCCAGCAAGUUCAGAGGAAAAUAUCUCUCUAUUAUGCCUUUGGGUUCUAUCCAGUGUUUAUUUGACAAGAGCGACAAUCACUACUCUUGGAAGAAAGUUACUACCACAGUACACAACAUAAUCGUUGGAAAAUUAUGGAUUGACCAGUCAGGGGAGAUAGAUGUGGUAAACCACAAGACAGGAGAUCGCUGCCACCUCAAGUUUGCUCCUUAUAGUUACUUUUCCAGAGACGUACCAAGAAAGGUAACAGGAGUAGUAACAGAUAAGGAUGGGAAGGCUCAUUACGUGCUAUCAGGAACCUGGGAUGAGAAGAUGGAGUUCUCCAGGAUCAUGCAGAGCAGUAAAGGCGAGAACGGCACAGAAGGCAAACAGAGGACUGUCUAUCAAACCCUCAAAGCCAAAGAAAUCUGGACCAAGAACCCUCUACCAGAGGGAGCAGAGAACAUGUACUUCUUCUCUUCGCUGGCCUUGACGCUCAAUGAACCUGAAGAGGGAGUGGCGCCAACUGACAGUCGAAGACGCCCUGAUCAGCGGUUAAUGGAGGACGGCCGCUGGGAUGAGGCGAACGCAGAGAAACAGAGGCUGGAAGAGAAACAGCGCAUCACCCGUCGAGAGAGGGAGAGGGAGGCCGUUAAAGCAGCCAGCUCACCUGAAGAAGCUGUCACUGAGGAUUCAAUCAAUGACUCACCCUUGAAAACUGAUGCAGUGGAGACUGGCAUAGAAGCAAAUGAGGUUUCUGAUGAAAGCGCCCAUCAAGACAACUACCAGGCGAUGUGGUUCGAGAAGAUAGAUGACCCUGUUUCUGGAGAGACUUUGCAUGUCUACAAAGGCGGGUACUGGGAGGCGAAGGAGCAAGGCAGCUGGGACGCGUGUCCCGACAUCUUCUGAUCCCAGCCAAAUCAGCCUGUUAUCCUGAGUGUGUGUGUGUGUGUGUGUGUGUGUGUGUGUGUGUACGUACAAAUGAGAAGACGGGAAGAGGUGACUUACUUUACAUCAGCUAAAGUGGGGACUCAAGCCUGACAUCAACUUUUCUUCAGCUUCAUCGGCUCAGCCCGCUUAGCUCCUCUUUUCCAGCAGUGAUUUGCUCAGGAUUAAGAGCCUCUGGACUUCCUGCUCAACUUAGAUACAAUGCACAUUGUAGCAUUGUUGUAUUAUUGCAGCACAUUAGUGUUCAGAAAUCCCUCUCACUGCCUCUCAAACACUGGUGUUUAUCUCUGUCUUGGUCCACUGCUUGUUGGUUCCUUGGUACAGCCUUUGAUUAGCAAGAGAUUACACCUGUAAUCUCAUUGUGCAUUGUCUUUAAAAGCAUUGUUAUCAAAGGAGUAAUUCAUUCAGAUGACAUCUUAAAAUAUGUAAGGUUUGCUGAGAUAGAGUGACCUCUCACCUGACGUGUAAUUAAUGUUUUUUUUGUUGUGUAUUCAGAUUAUUUAGCAAUUAAUUUAUUGCAGCUCCCCGACACAGCACCACUGUAAGUCAAAGUACCGUAAUAAUACCCAACCUUUUCUUAAAAUAAUUGAUGAUUCCGUUUUCAGACCACUCCAGAUUCAUAGACAUAUGAGAUUCAGUGUUUGACAGAAGAUAGUUAAAAAUUGUUUCUCAAGUAAUAAAUGAACAAUUAAUUUUGGACUGGUCUAAAAUGUGAAUUUUGCCUUUGAAUUUAUUGUGAUUUGUGGUGCUAAUUUAAUCCCUGAAGUGAAACAACAACCAUAUCGUAGCUUUUUGUUUAUUCGUCCAUUUCAAAACCUGAUUGUGAUUUUAUUUUUUCCCUGAUAUUUCCCUGAUCCUCCUGUAAAAUACAUGAUAGUGGUGAAGCAUUGUGAAAGUAGUUAAUUAAGAUUAUACCCUCCAUAUAUAAAGUCUGGUCUGGUAAACAGACCCGCUCACCCCAGAAUCAAAAACACAUAUUUUUCUUUUUACUGUAGCUGUAGCGCUAUGUUUCCAUCCAGAUUGGUUUGGUGUGGGUUGCCAAGUUUUGGAAAUAUCGGCUGUUGUUUUUUCCUACUGUCAGAUAUAAUGGAAUUAGAUGGCACUCAACUUGCGCUCUCAUCCAUCAGUAGAUGCAUUUGGCGGAUGUAGUUUGGUAGAAAGAAAAUAUUCCCUUAAUACAACUGCGCACAAAAGGUCUGUGAAUUAUCGCGAGUAAGCGGGUCACGAUGGAAGAUUCUUUAGGUCUUUAGGUCAGUGUCUCCAAUAUCCAGCAAGUCACUUCAAAACAGCCUAGACUGCAGCACAGCUAAUGUGUAUUUAAAUAUGUAUUUUUGAUUUUGGGGUGAACUGUCCCUUUAUGUAUUCAAAAAUGUGGGUCUUAAGUGGUGACAUAUUUUAUUCCAUAUAUAAGAACAUUUUUAAAAACCUUUUUUUAAAUUUAAUUUUCAUGUUUUUUCUAUAUUUUUUUAUUGACUGAGAAUAAUUAAAUUUCUUUGUGUAGCACAUUCAUUUUAAUAGAACAGAGUACAAUCUUUAUUUAAAAUCAUAAUUAAUACUAUAUAAAUUAUAACAGUGGUUCGAGUCAAAUUUUGAUAAACUAAAUACCAAAGGAAAAAUUAAGUAUGAAAAUAGCAACAGGGGAAAAAAAACAAUUAGAACUCUGGCUCUUUGUCUGUUUUGUUUUUUUCUCUUAAACACUUCAAUGUAAAGACUUACUUUAACACUAAAGCUACUUUCCUGAGUUGGUAAAUUACAUGCUCAGAAACAUGUGAAAUCUAUCACAUACGUAUCACUACCGCCUAACAUGUACGAUGGGAAGCGGAUGCAUUUUAAAAAAUCUGUGAACGGUGCGUGCUCAAAAUAAACCGGGUGUUAAGCUGCUCUUUAAAGAAUGUAGCUGUAGCCUCAUAUCACGUUUGUGCUCUCACUAUUCACUUUGGUCCAAUAAGGAUUCACUUCUGCUUUCAAAGUAAAUGUUGAUGUUCACCAUCUGAACAGCUGAGAUUAAUUUCAGAGCAGCAGAGCUUUGCUUCAGGCUGUCACUGUGCUGUGUGCUGGGAUUGAUGAUUAGUAAAGUGAAGGGAAAUGUGAGGCAAGUGUUUUUGCCCUCCUGGUUUCCUUCAAACAUAUUGAUCAUAGCUUUAAUUCUGAUUUAGGUUAUUUGAAUCUUUGUGUGUUGUGAGUGUAGAUUUUUAACAGUCAGCAAUAAGAGUGCCUCUGUAGGUGUACAUGUGGCACAAAAUGAAACGUGUGACGCGAGAACUAGGACGACAAAAACUGAGUUGUGUCAUUGUAUUUGUCUCUUUUGUUUGUCAUAUGAGUGGAAGGACUGAGUGGGUGAUGAAAAUCUAAAUUUCAUUUUAUAUUGAAGUGUACUUAAAAAGAGAACACUGAAAAUGAAGAUCACAAAACAUAAUGUUGCAAAUAUUUCUGUGUAAAUAUAUUAAAUAGUAAAGUAAUUGUGAUAUUAACUGGUUAUAUUGAUAGAGAAUCUAAUGGCAGAGAUGCACUUUUCUUUUUAUUUCCUGACAACUGGAUGCAUUUUCAUUGUGUACCAUGUUAACGUGAGUCGCCCUACUAUCCAGGAUUGCUUUAUUUUAAAUGACAUUAAUUUCUUUUGGUCUGAACCAUUCCUCAUUAUGAACUAUUGUUGCUUUAUACAUCAUGUAAACAGAUGUGUGAGGACUGUAGAGCUUACUGCCACACCACAUCUCUGCAAUUACAGAGCAACUUCAAAGGUUUCUGUCUGUCCUGUCUUUUUCAACAUAUAUAUAUAUAUAACCUUGAUUUUUAGCUACUGUCCUUAUCUGUGUAGAUUUGUCAUUUCAUCUUUUUUUGUAUGUUUUUUUUUUUAAGUUUCUACCUUUUUCACCUUUUAAUAUUCCCAGCUGUGAUUUUUGCCCAGCACUGUUAAGAUCGCAAUACAUAAUCCCACAAUUAGUGAAAAAAAAAGUUGACUGAUGGUGUUCUUACACUUGAGGUACAUUACAUCCGUUAUGUUUCAUGUCCUAAGUGACUGAUAAAGAGUUUGUUAUAUUGCAAGUUUGUUUUGAAAGCUUUUCCUACAUGUCCAUGAGUUAAACAUCUACAUAUGUACUGAUUCACUGUUCUCUGCAUACUUUCCACCUUUGUCUGUCCUUCAAUGCAGUGUUUUUCUCUCAUUUUUUUUUUGUUUUAGCAAGAUUGUGUUAGAAGUUGAAAAUAUUAAAAUCUGAAUGAAGAUGAAGUGCA